GUUAUAACCCUGGAAGGAUGGGUUGACAUCAUGUAUUAUGUUAUGGACGCUCACUCUUUUUACAAUUUUAUAUAUUUUAUACUACUUAUAAUAGUCGGUUCUUUCUUCAUGAUUAACUUGUGCCUGGUUGUGAUAGCAACACAGUUUUCUGAAACCAAACAGCGGGAGAACCAGCUGAUGCAAGAGCAGCGAGCCCGCUACCUCUCCAACGACAGCACAAUCGCCAGCUUCUCCGAGCCAGGGAGCUGCUAUGAAGAGCUCCUCAAAUACAUCUGCCACAUCUUCAGGAAAGUCAAACGGAGGUCCCUGCGCCUCUACAACAAUUGGCAGAGCAAGCGGAGGAAAAAAGUCAACCCCAACAACGGCGGAGACGACGUUCAGGGCCCCCAGAGUGGCAAGCGGCGCAUCACGUCCAUCCAUCACUUGAUCCACCACCACCACCACCACCAUCACCACUACCACAUCAGCAACGGGAGUCCCCAGGGGCCAAGGGCCAACCCAGGGAUUUGUGACCUGGAGCUGGAUGUCAUGAAGCCGGGAAGCCAGCUGAUGCUUCCUCCAUCUUCACCCAGCCACCCAAGCGGUGGAGCUGCAGAUACGGAGUCCAUCCACAGCAUCUACCACGCCGACUGCCACGUGGAAGGGACCUCGGUGAAAUGCAAGUCUUCCAGCAUUGCUGCAGGUAGCAAAGCUGCCAAUCACGGCAGCAUGAACUACCCCACCAUCUUGCCUUCUCCGGCAAACAAAGCCAGCGUCCCUCCCGCGUCCAAAGGGAAGAAAAAUGAGGGCGGUGAGGCGACCUCUCCCAUGCCCGUGGUCAGCAGCCCAGCCCACCUGAACGCAGAUUGCUAUGGGAAGCUCCAACAUCUAGUGGGAGAACGUGG
This is a messenger RNA of Thamnophis sirtalis, 884 nucleotides long. Lineage: Eukaryota; Metazoa; Chordata; Lepidosauria; Squamata; Natricidae. The record is from RefSeq and is a predicted model, not a curated record.